AAGAAGAAAUUAAACAUCCCAGAAUAUAAUGGCGAUUAGUAUGACUCGCAUUCUCCGUGCUAAGCAGGGCCUCAGAAGGUCUUCUUCAAGAACAAACAGAGAAAGUGAGGUUCCUAAGGGGCACUUUGCAGUUUAUGUUGGUGAGAGCGAGAAGAAGCGUUUUGUCAUUCCAGUUUCCUACUUGAAGGACCCUUCUUUCCAAGACUUGCUGUGCCAAGCUGAGGACGAAUUCGGAUUUGAUCAUCCAAUGGGUGGACUCACAAUACCUUGCUUGGAGGAUACGUUUCUUGACAUCAUCUCUAGCUCCAGUAGAUCUUGAGAUCGAGACUACAAACAGCUUAAUUAGCUAGAUUAAUUAGUGGAGACAAAUUUUUGUAGAAAAGAUCAUAUCAGAUCGAGUUUUAUUGUACAGUUACUUGUUUCCCUUAGCUUUUUGGUUGUCUCCCCAGGAUAAUUAUUGACAAAAAUACAAACACAUUAUUUUAAUUAGCAGAUCGAGAAAAUUUUAAUUUUGCACAACAUCAGAGAUUUCUUGUAA
This is a messenger RNA of Ipomoea nil (Japanese morning glory), 538 nucleotides long. RefSeq names its product auxin-responsive protein SAUR21-like. Gene Ontology annotation, biological process: response to auxin. Lineage: Eukaryota; Viridiplantae; Streptophyta; Magnoliopsida; Solanales; Convolvulaceae. The coding region runs from base 29 to 319 and encodes 96 amino acids. The transcript has a single exon. The record is from RefSeq and is a predicted model, not a curated record.